CAAAACUGUGACGAAGGGUUAAGGGUAACGUGACUACUCCGCUCGUCCAUCGACACACCUCAACUUUCCUCAGGGGAACGUUCGCCUGUUGAAGUUGAACGCAAGAAGGACACGCUCCUAACGAGAGCACGCACCGUUAGCUGCCAUACAGCUAACAAGCUAAUAGCUUCUCUUUUUGGAGGUUUUUCCGCUCACUUCCGUUGUCCUCGUGUCAACAGGGACGUCAGCUGCAGCUUUUCUCAUCAACAUUGGCUUGUUUCAACCGAACUCAGCGACCUCUCUUACACCGGACGAACACACGCACAUGACUAAAGGGGAUGGAGAAAGCUAAACAAGAUGCCUUCGACAGUGCCCGACUUCAGGUGAUCAAAGAUGGCUACGAGAGGGCCUUCGAGUGCAUCAACAAGGGGCUGACAGUAGACGAGGCUGGCGACAAGGCGCAGGCCCUGGAGCUCUACAAGCGAGGGCGACAGCACCUCCUCCGGGCCAUCAGUGUGCCGUCGCAGGGGGAGGAGUGUGUGGGCAGCUCCUGGGAAUCCGCCAGGCAGAUGCAGCAGAAGAUGCAGGAGACGCUGAACAACAUCACCACUCGCCUGGCCAUCCUGGAGACCAGCUGUGACCCUGGAUCCGCGCCCCUGCUGAGCACUGCCAGUGUGUCCGAGCCCACUGCCACCGGCAUGUCUGCAGGAUGUAUCUACCCAAAACUCCCCAUCAAAGAAAAGCCAGGGAGGCCAGCUUCACCGAACCAGCUCUCUGCUAAUGGCCGGGCAGCAGGAGCUGCAGGAGGCGUGCCUGCCUGCAGUGGUGACGGCCUGCCUCUUUCACCCACCAGGCAGCCUGUGGCUCCAGCCGAACAGCCCCCAGCGUACUCUCCCCAGGCGGCUGAUGGCCAUCUCUCUAUUUCAUAUGGGACAGAUUCAGGAGAGAUGUCGCUGGUUGGGGACGAGUUCUACAGUCGCACGUCUAACUCGCCAUCUCCCCAGAGUAUGGGCGAGGAAGGAGAGGAGCUGCUCUACAUCCCCCAUGGUGUGCAGAUAUUCUUUGUCACACCUGAGGGUCAAGUGAGCGCUCCGUCAUACCCCGGUUUCCUGCGGCUGGUGAAGUUUACGAGCGAGACCCCUGACAGUAUGCCCAACCGACCACCAGCAUUUCUGCAGGUUUGCGACUGGCUGUACCCACUCAUGGCCAUGGCCUCUCCAGUGCUGCUGUGUAACACUGGUGUGUUUAUGUUUCCGGACAUGAUGGCACCAGCUCCAGGCUAUUAUGUUGGGGUUGUGUUGUCCUCUGAGCUGCCUGCUGCGAACAGAGAACUGUUCCAGGACCUACUGUCCCAGAUGACAGAUCUCAGGGUUCAGGCUCCAGAUGAAGCAGCAGACACCAUCAAUCUCAGUCAGAAAGUGUCCAUCGCCACACCCGAGGAGACUGCACCAGAACCGACCGAGGAGGAUAACGCUCUGCCCGAGUGGAGUGAAAAGGUGGCAAAUGGGAUCCUGACAGGUGCGUCCUGGUUAAGCUGGGGUCUGGUGAAAGGGGCAGAGUUCACAGGCAAGGCCAUUCACAAAGGGGCAUCUAAACUCAGAGAGCACAUUACUCCAGAGGACAAACCCACCCAUGUCAGCCCCACGGUCACCAAAGGCCUCCAUGUGGCCAAGCAAGCGACGGGGGGAGCUGUCAAAGUCAGCCAGUUUCUAGUGGACGGGGUGUGUGCUGUCGCUGGCUGUGUGGGUCGGGAGUUGGCUCCACACGUGAAAAAACACGGAGGGAAGCUGAUCCCAGAGUCUAUGAAGAAAGACAAGGAUGGGCGUUCCAACAUAGAUGGAGCGAUGGUGGUGGCUGCCAGUGGAGUGCAAGGAUUUGCAACCAUGUGGACUGGUUUGGAAGUGGCAGCAAAGAACAUUACUUCAAAUGUAGCAUCCGAGACGGUCACCACUGUGAAACACAAAUACGGAGCCGCAGCAGGACAGGCCACAGACAGCGCUGUCAAUUCUGCCAUUAAUGUCGGUCUCACUGCCUUCAACAUCGACAACCUGGGGAUCAAAGCGGUGGUGAAAAAGACUGGAAAGCAAACGGCAAAGGCAAUUCUGGACGACUACAAGCUUCAGGAAAAACCAGAGAAUGGGAAGCAGGUGGAGAAACUGGACAAGUAGCCAACAGUGCCCUGUCUCGUUCACUCAGUAACGCCUUAAAAAUAAUUUCUAUCAAAUAAAUCUAUAUUUAAUAUAAAUGAUUGAUAAAACAUGUUCCGUGUGUACUACUAAUAGUGUUAUAUUCAUAUCCUAGUUUGAUACAGCUCUUAAGCACUUUAAUUUUCAUGUUAAAUAAAGAGACAGAAGAUUAUAUAACCCAAAUAAAAAACAACAAUCUAUACAGUUUAUUUAUACACAAUAUAACAUUCAGGUAUUAUCACUUAACGUGGAAGAGAAUCGCUUUACUCUGCUGUUUGUAUCAAGAAUGUGCUGAAUGGUUUUUGAAUAGCCACUGUAAUCUUUCAUAAUGUUUAAGGUGCGUUUGAGUCUUUCCCUGGUAGGGUACGUGCAAUUUAUAUAUUUUGAAUGAAUGAUGGAACUUGUUGUCUAUAUGUGAUUAUAUAAGGUUUUGACACUCAGACAGAAUGUUGUUUUUCCCUGGGGUGUUCAAGAUGAGAAGUAAUCCAUGCUGCUGACUAUGCCUGCGAAUACCUAACGAUCUGCAAAAAUGUAUAUUUUGUGUAAACAAAGUUGUCUAUUACAUAUUUUUGUUUGAUUUUGAAUAGUAGCAGGAGAGCUUUUGCUCUCUAAAGCUGCUAAACGGUCGUGUUCUGCUACAGUCUCCAGUGCUUUCUUGUACAUUUCAGUUCACUUAUAUCCACAUAUUUUCUAAUUAAUAAUGUUUGUAGUAUAAAGAUUCAUUUUGGUUUUAAUGUAUGGACAAAAUAUUUAACCAAAUGUGAAUUUUCAAGUGUGAUGCUAACUUAUUCUAAACCAGAAAGAUAUUUUUGUUGAGUGAAGUGAUCUGAUUUGUCUUUUUUCAAACGCCAGCUUUAAAUCCUUGAGCAGGAUAUUGUAACAUUCCGAUGGCUUCCAAGUAGUUUUUACAUUGACUUUUUGUUACCACCUGAAAUAAUCUGAAAAAUAUCUGGGGGAAAAAACGUUUUUGUUUUUUUUCCUAAUUUAUUCAAGAUUUGGGAGUAAUUUAUGAAUAAAGGUCAGGAGAAAAAUACCAUUUACAUUUUUUUGCUAUAGCAACUCUUAAAUUGUGGCCAAAGGCUGCCACCUAUUGGCUGUUUGUUUUACAAAAUGUUAAGUAUCAGAAUAUUAUAUUAAACUGAAAGUUUAUUCUGUAUAUUCCCUUUUUCUUGAACGAAGGACAUCGGUAGAAAAAAUUUACUAUACAAAUUAUUUCAUAUAUUUUUUUAUGUUAGGGUUGGGAGUAACCACUCUACAACUGUCAAGUAAAUCCAGAUUGUUAAAUAUUUGGAAUGAGUGAAAGUUUCUGGAAAUUAAGAUAUUCAAGAAAACCUUUGAUUCAACUGCAGGGAGAGAAAAACAACAGUCCUCCAUAAGUUGCAGGUGGCUAAAAAUCACUCCAAAACCCUAAAUGUAACUGGUUUGUUCUAUUCAUUGUACAUCGAAAUGCACAGCAUAACAAAACAAAUGUUCUGCUUAACAAUAAAAAAUCAAUACAGUUGGAAA
Scophthalmus maximus (turbot) is the source of this 3671-nucleotide messenger RNA. RefSeq names its product spartin b (gene spartb). The coding region runs from base 318 to 2147 and encodes 609 amino acids. The record is from RefSeq and is a predicted model, not a curated record. Gene Ontology annotation, biological process: negative regulation of BMP signaling pathway; cell division. The transcript has 9 exons. Gene Ontology annotation, cellular component: plasma membrane. NCBI's taxonomy places the organism in Eukaryota, Metazoa, Chordata, Actinopteri, Pleuronectiformes, Scophthalmidae.